Drosophila willistoni is the source of this 1626-nucleotide messenger RNA. Its product is annotated as protein suppressor of variegation 3-7. Gene Ontology annotation, molecular function: DNA binding. The coding region runs from base 62 to 1150 and encodes 362 amino acids. The record is from RefSeq and is a predicted model, not a curated record. The transcript has 2 exons. NCBI's taxonomy places the organism in Eukaryota, Metazoa, Arthropoda, Insecta, Diptera, Drosophilidae.
UAGAGUCGCGUCCUUUUACUGCGUGCCAAUUGUUUAUAUUUUGUAAGAAAAAAGUUAAAAAAUGUCAAAUUUAAGAUUAACUCAGGAAAGACUUGAUGCUUUACGCUCAGAGUACCGGCCACGGAGGCCUUGCGCCCAGCUCAAGUAUCCAAGACCCAAAACAAAGCCAGAAUACCAAUCAAUAUAUCCAUGGCUCGUGCCGGACGAGACCGAUCCUCAUUUUGUAUUCUGUGCUGUAUGCGAAUGCAGGCUGAGUGCUAAGCGCUCGGAUCUGGGCAAACAUGAGGGCAGCAUGAAACACUCUGAGAAUGCCCAGAGAAAAGCCAAAAUGAAGCAGGCUAAAAGGCAAUGGAAUUACAAUGAUGAUGAUGAGGCUAUGUUGCCCUUUGAAGCCACGAACAAUGAGAACGACGACGACGAGGAUGAUGAAGAAGAAGAGUCAGCUGAGGCGGAUGGUGAUGAGGCUGAUCCUCCAGCAGACGAAGACGAUGACGGUGAAGGGGAGCCGCCACUAAAACAGCAAAGGCGUGAUUCGGAGUCAGACUCACAACAUUCCGGCAUGUUGGACUAUCUGCCACUUCACGUGUCAAUUAAUGAAAUGCCGCAUUGCCAGCUGUCAGGAACUGGGGUAAUCCCACCGCCGCCUUCGACAACGCCAUGCCGUAUUACCAUAAAGAAGAUAGCCGCUCCAUUGGCAAAGAUGGCCAGCACAGCGGCUGAAGGAGCAGCAGCAUCUGCAGCGUCAAUACCAAUAGCUGGGCAGUCGAAUGAGAUCAGCUCAAAGGCGACUAUAACGCCCAUAGCAUCCACCGUCACUUCUUUUACCACAAGUCCGCGUCAACCAGAAACGUGUGCAUCUCGGCAAUUGACAGUGCCCUACCAAUACCAGUCACAGCAGCGCGGGUCUCUUGAACUCUUUUUCGAUAGCAUUUGCGCUACAGUCAAAUCCCUUCCUCCAAAGCUGGCUACGGAGGGUAAAAUACGCGUAAUGCAACUAAUUGGUGAGCUGGAGUUGCGCGCUAUCAGCGAGCAGGAGGAAACCCCUGGCGGCCCCCCUGCCCUAGAUCUCUUAGCUUCUGCUGCUGCCGGAGCUCCCGAUGGACCUGGCUCUAGUCAGCAGAUUGCCACGGUGGCUUCCACUACAAAGUGACGUGGAGCAUCGCCGUCCUCCUGAUUGCACUCUGGAACCAGUUCAAAACGUUGCUCAUGCCCUUGACAGAAGGAACGGGAUGGCUGUAAUCCGGUCACGCCUCUGGAACACCUCAAUAAAGUGGCUGGCGAUUCGUCAAUGUCUAGGCUAACAUUACAUUAGCGAUUGAUUAAGAAAAGACCAUUUUUAAAAAUAACAAUUAAUUACACUUUAUCAUUUAAAAAAAGAAGGCUGCUGACAAGUUAGAAAUACAUAUAAAUUAUGAUGCGCUUAUGUGUAAAAAGAAGUGUGAGCAUAGAUUGAUUUAUGAGACCUAAAAGGCCGGUUUUCCCUCCAGCAUAGCCUUGCCGCAAUAGAAUGGGAACUGCACGCCCUGAAGUAAUAUAUCUGCAAUGCCCUAAAUAAAAUGAAAUGUUAAAAGUUGUGAUUAGAAAAAUUCAACUAAAAACAGAACGAACAUUUCACAUGGAUAUUUA